This is a messenger RNA of Phytophthora nicotianae INRA-310, 1347 nucleotides long. RefSeq lists its product as hypothetical. Bases 640 to 1101 code for a protein of 153 amino acids. The record is from RefSeq and is a predicted model, not a curated record. The transcript has 3 exons. NCBI's taxonomy places the organism in Eukaryota, Oomycota, Peronosporomycetes, Peronosporales, Peronosporaceae.
ACGGGUCAAUGCUUCAGCAUCACUCGUUCGCUCAUUCGAGAAUUCGCCGGUUUUGAUACACAUGUCGGGUUUGGGUCGAGCUAAAAAAGGAGGGGUGGACGUCCAAAAGGGCAGUAGGCCUGUCCGACCAUCACACGUAUUUGAUGCCAAGAAAGACGAGGAAGGAUACCCGAGGCGUCGACUUUUUCGUGGGGGAAGAAGAGUUAAAGCGCUAUAUGGACCGUCUCGAUAUUGAGACAGCCGCAAAAGCCAAGCAGGAAGCGGUGACUUUGCCUGAAGCUCCGGGGCCCGAUCAGAACCUACCCAAGGGCAGCGUGAGUUCGGCCGACGGUCCAGAAGGUAUGUGCAUAUCUUACGUUGUCUGAUACUGGAUAGAGGUUGCUGAAUAUUGUAUUGUACAACUUGCCGCUUUAGCAGUCAUGGUAACGCAGCACGAGAAGACCGCAUCCGAAGACGAGCAGAAAACCGGCGACAGAACAGAAAGUAUCGUAUAGUUGUGUAAAUGUGGCGAUGUGCGUGCCAGCCUGAUCUCUAUGAUGUGUUGUUACUCGUGUAGAUGCCAAUAUCGGCUGUGUACACAGUCCUAGUCACCCACAGUCAACUUCGCAGUGCGACCCGGCACCGCGUGAGUCCGUAGCGAUGGAGGACGUGAGAGAGUCCGGUGAGAUGGUGGGCAAUCGUGAGUUGGAUGCAAUGGUGGACGAGAAGUUGGGCCAGCACGAUUCCGGCGAGGUAGACGAUUCGUGUGAGCUUGACAGCGCGGAAGAACCCACACGGAAUCUGGAUGAGCAAUUUCGUUCCGUGGGCGACGAUUCUAACGAAGCGGAACCUCGCCAUUCGUCAGCAAACGCUGCAAUUUCUUCAGAUAUCAACCUGGUGCAAGACUUGGAUGACAAUAGAGAGUACAAGGCGAUGGAGUCAGAUUGUGAAAGCGAUGAUGGUGCUUCACGUGGCGACGAGAGUGAGACGGAGGGAGAGAUGGCUGACAUUACCGAAGAAGUCCACGUCGGGGAUGAAGAAGAAGCUGAUGAUCCUCUGUUCGACGCAUCUUUGAUCGACGCAGUUGAGAGGGGUUAUCGAGUAUUGCGAGCGGCACGAUAAGCGCCGACAUCUUGAAGAAUAUGUCCAUUUCUGGGUGGGCUAAACCUUGAAGUCUAUAUUUCAGAAAAAAAAUGCUUACGACUCUGACACGUGGUGGCCUUCUUUGCGUAUUUUAAUACACGAUAUUGGAUUAGCCUGUAUCGCUUACCCAUGUCAAAUUGGAUGAUACAGGAUAGUUCUUUUGCACCAUCAUAGGUGUCGGGUGAGUUGUCGCUAUCUAAUGUUCAGGAUAAAAAAUAAUUUACG